This is a messenger RNA of Schistocerca nitens (vagrant locust), 1976 nucleotides long. RefSeq lists its product as uncharacterized. The coding region runs from base 362 to 1411 and encodes 349 amino acids. The transcript is spliced from 4 exons. Lineage: Eukaryota; Metazoa; Arthropoda; Insecta; Orthoptera; Acrididae. The record is from RefSeq and is a predicted model, not a curated record.
UCCCAAAAUUAUGCAGCGGGGAAUGGAGUCUGUAGCACUUGCUACUCGAGUACAUUCUAACUAGUAUGGUUUCGAAAAUAUGUAGAUGACAUUAGUGCCAAAGAAACGCAAUGUCGCAUCCUUACAUGCUAGUUCUGCCGUGUUAUGUUACCGAAUUUGAGCUGAAUAGGUACAAGCAAAAUGCAGUAAGCGCAUUCUAAUAGAGCGAUUACUUCGAUUGCAUCCUCCCGGAUGUAAACGGGACUUUGUUUGCUCACAGGAGACGGAAGAGUACGGAGACCCCGUGGAUGUGUCGCACAUCGUGAACCUGCUACGGGCCGGGCUGGGCUUCCGGCUGCGCCAUGUGGACCAGGGUCAGGGCAUGCUGCCGUGCGUCGAGGGGCCCGGCUGCCGCGUCGUGGCCACCUGCACCUUCUCGGGACUGCGCGCCGUGCUGGAGCUGCCGCAGCCCACGUGCUGCUGCCGCCGCUCCGAGACGGACACGGAGACGCACUUCUGGAGCGUCUCUUCCAGCACGGAAUCACUUCAUGAAGCUGGUUGUUCAUCAUUGCCAGAAUUAAACCAAGGGUUGGGGAAAGUUGUGAGAGAAGUGUUGAGCCAACUCAAUCAUGUUAUGAUUGACCUAAAUAAUCCACUGGCAAUAAGAGAGAUUGCAACAAAAAUUAUGACAACAGGUAGUUUGCAAUCACUUACUCCAAGCCCUGGUAUGGAAACAAUGAGACGUGUUAGCUCAUCACCCAUUCUUUCACAAGAUAGUAGCUCUGUUUGGUCACAUCAAGGCCCAAAUGAGCAUCUGAAACGUGAAGAAUCAGCAGUUUCAUUGCAGGAAUUCCCUUCAAUACCAAGCACUGAAAUAUCUCCUAUUAAAGGAUCAACAACAAAAAGUGUACCAUCUUUCAGGACAUCAAGUCCACGAUCCAUACAAUCUUCUUUGGAAAAACUAAGUUUAAGAUCCAAUUCAAAUAUAAUAGAAAAACUAGAAGGUAUCCAUAAGGAACUUGGUAAUAUUCUAUCACUUGCCAGGGGCAACAGCCCUAGUGUAAUGGAUAAAACAAGGCAGCUUCAUGCAGUUAACAAUUCAGCACAAAAUUCGACACCAAAAUCAACACCAAAAUCUACAAGGAAACAACCUGCAUCAAGACUAGUACCAUCAUCUGUUCCAAGGCCACAACAGAAAAGGACGCUACAAACACCACAGACACUGCCUCGAGAUAGAACGAUAAUGAUAAAGCCUCAGUCAACAGUUAAGAAAUUCUUUUCUGGUUCAAAACUGAAAACUGCUCAGGCAGACCCAUCAGGUAUUGCUUCUAAGGCAACACAAAUUGUUGCAAGGCGCAGAAUAAGUCCUCAAACACCAGCACAAAAUAUGGAUACAAAAUUGAAAGUGGAUAAAAAGAAACUUACAAAAUGAGUAAUUUAUUGCACAUGCAUUUUACAAGCUCUCUGAACUGUAGUCUUAGAUUUAUUUGUAUGAUGCAAAAUGUCUACUGAACAUUAAUAAAUUUUAUAGGUGGUAAUAUUAAGUACUGUAAUAUUAUACUACCACUUUUGCAUAUUGUCGGAAAGCUGUUUUUUUUUUUUUUUUAUAUAUCAUUACCAAACAACAAUUUUAUCGUACUGUCCAAAAUUUUACUGAUGCAAAGUACCCCGCAGAGCAGUUAGUGCAUGUGCACAACAGUGUCUGUAAAACCUGCUCCCUAAAAACUGAGGGGUGAUCCCCUUACAAAACAUUAAAAACAUUCUAUCCUAAAUGUCCAUACAAACUACAUGGUUUUUAAUAUUUUAGGGGCUCAUCCACAAGUCAUCAGUAAGCAUAUUUUAAUAUUUGAGCUAUGUACUCACUCCUGGUUUUUAUAUUUGUGAGCAGGCUGCCAUAAGUAUCUGGGGAUAUGUAUGUAGAGAGCUAAACUCUGUUUCACAGUGUAGUAUUUAAAGACAAAAUUUUUAACUGAGGACAUGGACAUGUGUGUGUGGUU